Messenger RNA from Pseudovirgaria hyperparasitica, 225 nucleotides. Its product is annotated as ATP synthase-like protein F0 subunit 9. Gene Ontology annotation, molecular function: proton transmembrane transporter activity. Bases 1 to 225 code for a protein of 74 amino acids. The record is from RefSeq and is a predicted model, not a curated record. The transcript has a single exon. Gene Ontology annotation, biological process: proton motive force-driven ATP synthesis; proton transmembrane transport. Lineage: Eukaryota; Fungi; Ascomycota; Dothideomycetes; Acrospermales; Acrospermaceae.
AUGGUUGCCGCCGCCAAGAUCCAGGGUGCUGGUAUCGCUACCGUUGGUCUCGCUGGUGCUGGUGUUGGUAUUGGAUCUGUCUUCGGUGCCCUCAUCCAGGGUGUUGCCCGCAACCCUUCCCUAAGGGCUCAGCUCUUCCAAUACGCCGUUCUGGGUUUUGCCUUCGCCGAAGCCACAGGUCUCUUCGCUCUCAUGAUGUCUUUCCUCCUCCUCUACGUCGCAUAA